Messenger RNA from Raphanus sativus (radish), 1431 nucleotides. RefSeq lists its product as uncharacterized. Lineage: Eukaryota; Viridiplantae; Streptophyta; Magnoliopsida; Brassicales; Brassicaceae. The coding region runs from base 84 to 455 and encodes 123 amino acids. The record is from RefSeq and is a predicted model, not a curated record. The transcript is spliced from 3 exons.
UCCGUUUCCAUGUAACAUAGUCUCCUACUCUCUCUCGAAGCUGAGAAUCAAAUCUUUGAAACUUGAUCUCUUCUCCCCCGUCCAUGGCCAAUUCCCUCCUGAUGCCGAAGCAGGAUGAGCUCUUUUGCGAUGGAGGGGUUGACUUCGGGUACAGAAACAAAAAGAGGCCGUGGUUGUGGCUCGACGAAGAUGAUGAUGAUGACGAUGAUUUGUUGAAUGACGACGAAGACUGGAGUAUGGUCUUUGAGGUGUUCAGGACAUUAAGUUGGAUGAUUGCACCCAUCGACUUAUCUUUGAUUCUAGGAACAGAUUCAAACGCGGGUUUAAUGGCAUUAGCAGUUCCUCUAGUGAAGUCCCUGUUGUCAGUUGUGUUUAGUAAGGUCUUGAGCAAGCCAAGUGUUGUUAGACCUAUAGAGAGAAGUAGGAGAAGAGGAACGCGCGUUUUCAAGGACUAGGAAAGCUAGGCAAGCUAAAAACAUGGGUGGUGGUGGUAGUGUUGAUAAGGAAGGGUACAAGUCACUCUGCUGGUUAAUGCGCUUAGAACUGCAGCGUGCAUUUGCUUUAAGAACACUGCUCGAUCAAUCAACGCAUUUGAUGGUUACUGUGAAGGCGAGCUUGUCAAGGUAUUUAUUACACACUCUUUUGAUAUUUGUCCUAAUAGUAGAUCAUUACGCAAUACGUUCGUUUGUUAUCAUAUCAAUGAGUCUGAUUAGCCACUCUAAUGAUAUGUUCUAUAUUUUACCCUAUUUAACCCCUAUAUUUCAUAUGUUUUCAAAGGUUUUAUGUGUAUUUCGUAGCUCUUUUAGAAAUAUUUCAGGUUUAAGUACUCAUUGGAAUAAAGUGAUGAUUAUGGAGCAUUUUGAUAUCUUUUAGAAGAUAUUGCAUCUUACUCGCGAGCUGACUACUGAAGAGAGUAUCAACCGAUGCAUCAAAAUCAAGGUUAACCGAUGGAGAAUCACAAGAAUCGAUCGAUUGAGUACCAGCCAUAUCGAUCGAUACAGAGCUAAUCGCGAUUAAUAAAAAUUAGAAGAUUUAUGAGUUUUGCCCAAAAGAUAUCAUAUAUGUAUUAUACACCCUGGCCGCCUGUUAAGACAUACUAUUAGGGUUUUUGUACCAUUUAAAUAAAGAGGCACUAAGAAGAGAAAAACCAAGCAAUCAAGGAGGCUACAAGCAAGUCACCAAAGUCAUCACCAAAGAGAGAAGUAUUAGCUUAGAGUCAGUUGGAGAAGAAGAUAUCUACCUUGGAGAGAGAUAUCUGAACUGCAUAAACAGAGAAGAUCUUAAACUCCUUUUGUUUUCUUACUCUAUUUUUUAUUAAGUUUUAUUUAAGUAUUAUUUAGACCAUCAUAAUUAUGCUUCUUAUGAAUAUGUAUGAGUAGUCCUACUGUUAGAUUUAGGUUUACCAAAGGUUGAUUACUUAUUCUAGUUAUA